Messenger RNA from Hibiscus syriacus, 800 nucleotides. Its product is annotated as oleosin 16.4 kDa-like. Lineage: Eukaryota; Viridiplantae; Streptophyta; Magnoliopsida; Malvales; Malvaceae. Gene Ontology annotation, cellular component: monolayer-surrounded lipid storage body; membrane. Gene Ontology annotation, biological process: seed oilbody biogenesis; lipid storage; response to freezing. The coding region runs from base 202 to 678 and encodes 158 amino acids. The record is from RefSeq and is a predicted model, not a curated record. The transcript has a single exon.
AGAUGAGAAUGGAAUGGCAGAACACACAAAAAAAAAAAAAAACAUUCAUGCAGACCACAUUACAGUCUAUCAAACAACUGUCACCCAACUCCACGCGUCACCCCCUUCGUUCCCUCAAAUUCACUACUCAUCAACUCAUCCCCUAACUCUUCGAUCUCGGUGACAACCAAUAAAAAACAAACAAAACCAACCUCUAAAGCCAUGGCUGAGCAUCGGCAACUCCACCGAACAGAUAACAUGAAGAAUCGCUUCCAUGAAAAUGGUCCCUCCACUUCAAAAGUUCUUACAAUUGUCACCCUCCUCCCUAUCGGUGCCACCCUUCUCUUUCUAUCUGGUUUGAGCUUUAUUGGAUCCCUCACAGCCCUUGCUAUCGCGGCGCCAAUUUUCCUGAUUUUCAGCCCUGUUUUGGUCCCUGCUGCUCUUCUCAUUGCCGGUUCAGUAGCCGGGUUCUUGACAUCCGGAGCUUUUGGGAUCACCGGACUUUCAUCCUUGUCCUGGAUUGCGAAUUUUCUUCGUGGAAGGAGGGGCUUUGUGUCUCAAAAGCUGCAGAUGAAGUGGCUGACGCCGGACACGGCAGCGAAUAUGGGCCAGAAGGUCCAGAGUGGGAGCCAAGAAGGAGGAAAGAUCCGUGAGAAUCUUGGCAAGACACAAGAUGGUGGAAAUACGUCUGUGGAUUGAGGUUUUACUUUCCUCUUGUACCAGUCGGCUGAUUCAUGUAAUACUAUGUGUCUGUGUUUAACUGUUUAUGUCCUUGUGCUACUUGCUUUAAGUGGCCGUAACUUGUAAGCGGCACUCUGUUU